UUUUAUUCUGUUAAAAAACAUUUAUUUAUUUAAAUGUCUACUAUUUAUUGCAUAUGUAUGACUAUGGGAUUCGUGAACUAGUUCUCUUGGAAUAUUCGUACCAGAUCCAAUGUGCACGCGGUAGAAAUUUCAAUUUUGUAAACAAAAAUAAAAGCAUGCUGGCAAGCGUGAGUGAAAAACAAUAUGCAGCAGAAGCUCGCUACACAAACUUUUAUUCAGGCCACGAUAUUGCGUGGAGUGAAGAUGGACAGCACAUUUACUGUUUGAAUGGCGAAGUUGUAAAUCAAGUGAAUGUAGAAACAUCGCAAAUUGUGUGCAGCUUUGGAGUAAAUGUAUCGAACGGUAGUGAAUCUAACGGAAAUGUAGAUAAAUCCAAAGCUUCUGACGGACUCGACGAUGCCAAGGUGGACGAGGACAACAUUUAUUGCUUUGCAAUGUCACGUGAACAUUUGGUGAUCGCACAUGGCAGUGGCUUGCUACGCCUUUGGGAGCUAAGUACGCAAAAGUUAGUUAAACUCUGGAAGAGCCAGCACAAGGGACCCGUUGUUCGCAUCGAGUUUAGCCCGUGUGGCAAGUAUAUCUGUACCAGUGGUGGUGCAGACGCCACGCUGCGACUUUGGGAUUUUGCUAACAACAGCUGUCUGUGCGCUUUGAAAGAUUUUCCUGGCCCAGCACUGGUUGUACGCUUCCAUCCGAGUCCAUUGAAAAGUGAAAUUUAUGCUGCCGGCGCUGACAAUACGAUAUACUGUUGGAAUUAUGGCACAAAAACAUUGCUACAUAAAAUGCGUGGACACAUCUCUCAAGUGACUGGCCUUAGUUUCAAGAGCACAGCUCCUGAUUGCGAUCAAUUGGUCACAGUGAGUCGCGACAAAGUUCUAAUUGCUUGGCAAUUAGGUGUAGAUUCGAGCAACACCUGGAGCCAGUCAAAGAUUAUCCCCUUAUAUGUUGAGCUCGAGGGAGUCACUCAUAUUGCAGAUGGCGAGCAAGUGUUGGUUGCCUGUCGCUCGGGCAAACUCCAGCAAAUUGAUACAAAAUCAUGGAAAAUACGCGAUCUGUUAGUGAAAACCGACUUUGAAAUAUGUCGUCUACUCUACUCCAGCAUCAGAAAACAACUGACCCUAGUAACUACAGAACAAAAUAUUAUCAUAUACAAUGUGAACACCGAGAGUGAGAGUGCAGCGCUGAAGCUUGUUAAGCAGCUGGUUGGAUACAAUGACGAGAUUUUGGAUAUGUGCUUUCUGGGCGACAACGAUCGGUACUUGGCUGUAGCAACCAACAGCAAACAUUUCAAACUGUACGACACCGCGCAGAACAUGAAUUGUCGCCUAAUAUCCGGACAUUCGGAUACGGUCAUGGCACUGGCUGCAUCCCACAAUUUGUUGAUUUCCGUGGGAAAAGAUUGCAGUAUACACCUGUGGAAGCUGUCGCACGAAAUUGAUUGCUUUUUACAACCUCUAACACAGCAAAGCAAUUGCCACACAGCUACCAUUGGCUCUGUGUCGAUAACGCAUAAUGGUGCCAAGGGCUUCGCCUCCGCCUGCCAAGAUGGCAGCAUGAAAGUAUGGCAACUGUCGCGAGACAAACAAGAGCGCAACAAUUAUACGUUCUCGCUGCGUUAUGCAGCGCUGGCUCACGACAAAGAAGUCAACUGCGUUACCUAUGCGCUGAACAACAAAAUACUGGCCACCGCAUCACAGGACAAGACGGCGAAGCUUUGGACGGCGGACUCAAAUGUACUUCUGGGCGUGCUGCGGGGGCACACGCGCGGUGUUUGGUGCGUGCGUUUCUCACCUGUUGAUCAGAUUGUGGUCACCUCUUCGUCCGACUGCAGCCUGCGAAUUUGGUCUAUUGCCAAUUUCAGUUGCCUCAAGCGCUUGGAACAGGAGUGUACGGUAUUGCGUGUCGAGUUUCUUGAUCAUGGCAAAUUUAUACUUUCUGCUGCCUCGGAUGGUCUGCUCAAACUGUGGAACAUCAAAACCAAUAUCUGUGUCCAGUCCAUCGAUGAGCACAGCGAUCGUGUGUGGUCUGUGGCGGUGUCUGCCUGCAGUAAUCGCUUCUUCUAUACAGGUGGUGCGGACUCCAAGCUGAUCCGCUAUGCUGACGUUACCGAAACAGUGCGAAAUGAAGCCUUGGACCAGCGACAAGCCAUGUUGCAGCAAGAGCAAACACUUCACUCACUGCUACACGCCCAAGAGCAGCUUGAAAAGGCCUUCAAGCUAGCCCUAGUGCUAGACAAGCCAAAAGCCACAUAUGACAUCAUCUGCAGUUUUGUGCGCAAACGUGACAACGCCGGAGUGCGUCAAUUGGUGGAUCAACUCAAUUUGGACCAAAGACUGGUGUUGCUGCAGCACGUGAAGGCGUGGGGCACCAAUUCACGUCAUUCAUACAUUGCCAACCUAAUUCUGCAACAUUUGCUGGGCGAUGCUUUGGUCCACACUACACAGAAGUUCUACAACAAGGGAAAUCUGGUUGAAGUGCUGACUCCCUAUGUCCAACGACAUUUCAAGCGAGUUUCCGAGCUGAACAAGGAUCUGGCUUUUAUGGAAUUUAUCGUCAAGUGCAUGUAAAAUUCAAUACAAUUUCCUGUUUAU
Messenger RNA from Drosophila hydei, 2591 nucleotides. Its product is annotated as transducin beta-like protein 3. The coding region runs from base 54 to 2567 and encodes 837 amino acids. The transcript has 2 exons. The record is from RefSeq and is a predicted model, not a curated record. Gene Ontology annotation, biological process: endonucleolytic cleavage to generate mature 5'-end of SSU-rRNA from (SSU-rRNA, 5.8S rRNA, LSU-rRNA); endonucleolytic cleavage in 5'-ETS of tricistronic rRNA transcript (SSU-rRNA, 5.8S rRNA, LSU-rRNA). Gene Ontology annotation, cellular component: nucleolus; small-subunit processome; 90S preribosome. NCBI's taxonomy places the organism in Eukaryota, Metazoa, Arthropoda, Insecta, Diptera, Drosophilidae. Gene Ontology annotation, molecular function: U3 snoRNA binding; protein binding.